Molecule: messenger RNA, 1698 nt
Organism: Penicillium manginii
Lineage: Eukaryota; Fungi; Ascomycota; Eurotiomycetes; Eurotiales; Aspergillaceae
Product: cytochrome P450
Exons: 7
Coding region: 1-1698 (565 amino acids)
Molecular function (GO): monooxygenase activity; iron ion binding; heme binding
Source: RefSeq, a predicted model, not a curated record
AUGCCACUGCAGACUAAGAAGCCCAUCAAGACCAAUGGCUCUAAAGAAAAAUGUGAGCGAACAUGCGACAAUCAAAAGUUCUACUCAGUUUCUUUUCCGCCCAAACCGCCCCACCCACAUCACCAGUUGACCACCAUGGCCACAAGAUUUCUAGGCGUGAUUCUCCUCGCGAUUCUAUUCUAUGCGACCAGAAUAAUUUUGUUUCGGAAGAAAGCUCCUGGCCCCUUACCCCCGGGGCCUGUAGGAAAGCCGAUCGUGGGAAAUAUCUCUGACUUGCCUUCUCCUGGCACACAGGACUGGAUGCAUUGGCUGAAGCAUAAAGACCAAUAUGGGCCAAUUAGUUCAAUCACUGUCAUGGGACAGACUAUCGUGAUCAUCAAUAGCAGUCGCAUCGCGACGGAGCUACUCGGGAAGCGCUCGGCACUUCACUCAUCGCGGCCAAAUUUAGUAUUCGCCUCGGAAAUGGUCGGCUGGGAGCACAUCCUAGCUAUGCAAACCUAUUCCGAUCGAUUCCGUGCCUAUCGCAAAGCUAUGCAGCCUUACCUUGGCCAUGAAGCUGCCGUCUCGCAAUACAAUUCCCUGCAGGAGACGGAGACCCAUCGAUUCCUCUUGCGAGUAUUGAAAGACCCGUCCAAGCUUUCACAGCAUAUCUCAACUGAGGCAGGAGCAAUCAUUUUGAAAAUUGCCUAUGGAUAUACAAUUGAGCCGCACAAAGUCGACCCACUUGUUCAUAUGGCAGGAUUGGCCCUUGAGCAUUUUGCUAUUGCGGGAUCGCCAGGUGCCUGGCUUGUGGAUAUCAUCCCAUCUCUUAAAUAUGUCCCUUCAUGGUUCCCCGGAGCGAGUUUCAAACGUCUCGCAAUGGCAUGGAAAAAGAACCUGGAGAACACUGCAGAUAUACCAUAUGAUUUUGUACAGGAGAGCAUGAAAGCCGGUAAUUUCAAGUCUUCAUACCUCUCCAAUCUUUUCAAGGUAGAAGGGUAUCCGACUGCAGGGAGCGAAGAGGAAAUCGUAGCAAAGUGGACCGCUGCGUCACUCUAUACGGGUGGUGCUGACACGGUAUGUAAUUUGAAAAAUACUGGAAGACGCAAGGCGCAAGAAGAGAUGGACCGGGUACUAGGCCCUGGCCAACUACCCAAGAUUGCCGACCGGGAACGUCUUCCGUAUAUUGAAGCUGUUGUGAAAGAAGCACUUCGUUGGCAUCCGGUUGCACCAAUGGGUAUUCCACACAUGUCUGUUGAGGACGAUAUGUAUGAAGGCUUUCAUAUUCCUAAGGGCUCUUUAAUAAUGACCAACAUCUGGGCUUUGACCCAUGAUCCUGAGGUAUAUCAUGAUCCGAUGGAAUUCAAACCUGAGCGAUUCCUAGGUGUCGAUGGUCGUGAGCUUGAAAUGGAUCCUCGUGCCGCAGUUUUUGGCUUCGGCCGUCGUGUCUGUCCAGGACGUUUCCUGGCCGAUAAUACCGUGUUUCUCUCCGUCGCGCAGUCACUUGCCGUCUUUAAUAUUACCAGAGGAACUGAGAGCGGAACGGAAGUGGAAGUGAAGCCUGAAUUCCAGCCCGGUGUUAUUAGCCACCCAGUGCCGUGGAAGUAUGAGAUCGGGCCCCGAAGUCCCCUGCACGAAGCUAUGGUUAUGUCCGUGGAGGAACAGCAUCCUUGGGAAGAAAGUGAUGCCCACAAUUUAAAUAUGAGACAAGGUUCAUAA